AUGGACAUGUCAGGAAUGACCAUGACCACAACCACAUCGGCAACGACAAUGGCCAUGUCUAUGCCCUCAUCUACCUCCACCUCCUCGUCAGAUAUGUCCUCCAUGUCCUCCUCCGACAGCAUGUCCAUGGUAAUGACCUUUUUCAUUUCUGCGCGCUCAUCCCUCUUCACCACGACAUGGACACCCACGAACGACGGACAAUACGCCGGUACCUGCAUCUUCCUAAUUGUGCUGGCUGUCGUUCUGCGGUUUCUGCUUGCGUUAAGGCCGAUACUUGAGUCGAGGGUUUGGAAUGAUCAUGCGCGUGUUACGCAUGGUGGACAUGUUUUGCAUGAUGAUGCGCAUGCUGAGCAGCAGUCACUCAAGGAUGGAGGGCUAGCGAGGGUUGGGCAGGUGAGGUAUGAUUUUUCGAGUCGGUGGGCUGAGUGGAGGGUUAAUGCUGCUGCCGGGCGGGCUACGUAUGAGUUGUUGGUUGCUGGCGUGGGAUACUUACUCAUGCUGGGCGUUAUGACGAUGAAUGUGGGAUAUUUUCUGUCGGUUCUUGCGGGCAUAUGGCUGGGAACGUUCAUAUUGGGAGGUGCUGCAGCGGAUAAUCAAUGGGCUCACUGUUGA
Molecule: messenger RNA, 612 nt
Organism: Talaromyces amestolkiae
Lineage: Eukaryota; Fungi; Ascomycota; Eurotiomycetes; Eurotiales; Trichocomaceae
Exons: 2
Coding region: 1-612 (203 amino acids)
Biological process (GO): intracellular copper ion homeostasis; copper ion transmembrane transport
Cellular component (GO): plasma membrane
Molecular function (GO): copper ion transmembrane transporter activity
Source: RefSeq, a predicted model, not a curated record